Emericellopsis cladophorae is the source of this 1542-nucleotide messenger RNA. Its product is annotated as ferric reductase like transmembrane component. Gene Ontology annotation, molecular function: ferric-chelate reductase activity. The transcript is spliced from 2 exons. Gene Ontology annotation, cellular component: plasma membrane. Bases 1 to 1542 code for a protein of 513 amino acids. Gene Ontology annotation, biological process: copper ion import; intracellular iron ion homeostasis; iron ion transport. NCBI's taxonomy places the organism in Eukaryota, Fungi, Ascomycota, Sordariomycetes, Hypocreales, Bionectriaceae. The record is from RefSeq and is a predicted model, not a curated record.
AUGGAUCUCAAACGCUCGCAUAUGCAAAAUUUCACCCUCGACACCGAGGUCGAGCACCACUGGGGCUAUGCCGACCGUCAAAUCCCAUGCCUCACGGACCCCGGGUCCUGUCUCGGUCCUUGGUCAGACAGAGUCGGCGUGCUGGCAUACGCCUUGACGCCACUUUCUGUUCUCCUCGGCAGCCGUGAAUCACUCCUCAGCCUGAUCACCGGCGUUCCAUACCAGAAUUUCAACUUUCUGCAUCGCUGGCUCGGGUACAUCAUUGUGGUCCAAGGGGCACUGCACACCAUUGGCUGGUGUAUCAUUGAAAUCAGACUCUAUCAACCCCAGCCAGAUGUCGGAGCCGAAUGGAUCGUGCAACUCUACAUGAUCUGGGGACUUGUAGCGAUGACCACAUUGCUGUUGCUCUACGUACUGACACUUCCCUUCGUCAUACGCCGGACGGGUUACGAGUUCUUCCGCAAGUCACACUAUGUUCUCGCCAUGGUGUACUGUGGCGCAUGCAUCGGUCACUGGAAGCAGCUGCACUGCUUUCUGACCCCCUCCAUCAUCCUCUGGAGUCUGGAUCGAUGCACUCGGCUUCUUCGAACGUGGCUCAUCCACCGCAAAACUAUCAAUGACAAGGGUGGUCUGUUCAACUCAGCACAAGCCUCCGUAACACGAUUCCCAGAUCACGAUGACGGCGACAUUGUUCGAUUGGAUUUCAAGCACCCACAGAAGCCCUGGAGCAUCGGUCAACAUUUUUAUAUAUGCUUUACAGAUGGCAGCAUCUGGCAGUCGCAUCCAUUCACACCCCUAAACCUCCCCGAGCGAGCCGCUGACGGCACAACGCAACACUCUUACAUCCUCCGCGCCAAGGGCGGCGAGACGAGAAAAAUGGCGGAGAUUCUAGCUGAGACAAGAAAGUCUACCACGGGUGUCAUCCUCACAGGCCCAUAUGGGGCGAACAUCACACGCUCGCUGACGUCGACCGACAACGUCCUCUGCAUCGCCGGUGGCACUGGAAUCACCUACGUUCUUCCGGUCGUUAUGGACGUCUGCCGUCGCCCGGCUGUCAAUCGCAAGGUCGAAAUUGUCUGGUUUGUGCGUCACCGCACUGACGUUGACUGGAUCAAACCAGAGCUUAACGUUCUCGAGGACCAGGAUAAUGGCACCGAGCUCAAGAUUCGCAUCUUCACCACCCGCGACACUAUUGAUGAUACCGACGAGCCUUCAACUCCCAUAUCAGAUGACAGUGGUUUAUCCAGUGAUGACGAGAAGAAGUCACCGUCAUCGCCGCGCCAACGAAAGCUCAUCACGAUCCGCCCUAGCACAGCAGCAGCAACGGCAGGCAACAGCGGCCAUCCCAAUGUCAAGCCCAUUGUUCAGCACUUUGUCGAAAGGACGGUCUCUGGACCAACUAAAGUAUAUAGCAGUGGACCAGGAAGGAUGAUGUCUGAACUGAGAGAAGCCAUUGCUGGGCUAAACUCAGGGACAAGGGUGUGGAAAGAUCAGCAGCGACACGACGUGUCCCUGGAGUGUGAUGAGCGGCUAGAGUAUUGA